GAAAAUGGCGGGGGGAAGAGCUGGCGGUUCAAACACAACAACACUCAGAGUUCAGUCAGAGCCAGUCUUUCCUCCUGCAGCUAUCUGUUCGUCCUAAACCUCCACUCACGUGAAUAUAAGGUCCUCUCUGUGUUACCGGGGAGAAGGUUCCGUCGUCAGGAUGGAUGUUUCUCAGCAGAACGGCGGAGUGUCGGAGAUUUCAGAGAAACUGGAGAAGUCUUUAACCAUGGACACAGACGAAAAGAUGGAAGCCUACCAAAGGUUUAUUCAAAAGGGUAAAGACGUUGCCAGACAGGGGGACAUGUUCAAAGCGCUGGAGUACUUCAAACGGGCGUACAAAAUCCACCAGAGUCAAAAACUUGAAAGCAGAAUAAAGAAAAUAGAAGAACUGAUUUCACAGAAUGAGUCCGAGGAGGAGGACGAAGAGUUUGUCAAUGUCAACAACAGUGGUCUAAUGAUGUUCAAAGAGUUAUACGACAAGCUUUACGAUUACCAGAGGGACGGAGUGGCCUUCAUGUACGGUCUCUACAGAGACGGACUCAAAGGUGGGAUCCUGGCUGACGACAUGGGCCUUGGUAAAACCAUCCAGGUGAUAUCCUUCCUCUCCGGUAUGUACGACAACGAACUGGCCAAAAACACGCUGUUGAUCAUGCCGACUUCACUCAUCACAAACUGGACCAAGGAGUUCGCCAAAUGGACUCCUGGCAUGAGGGUCAAGGAGUUUCACGGGACCAGCAAAGGAGAGAGGACCAGGAAUUUGGAGAAAGUCCAAAGGAGAGGUGGCGUCAUCAUCACGACAUACACCAUGCUGAUGAACAACUGGCAACAGCUGUCUUCAUACCAUGGUAGAGAGUUCACAUGGGAUUACAUGAUCCUGGAUGAGGCUCACAAGAUCAAAACAACCACCACCAAAACAGCCAAGAGUGCCUACGCCAUACCCUCAAAAAACCGAGUUCUUCUCACAGGAACUCCAGUCCAGAACAACCUGAAAGAAAUGUGGGCGCUCUUUGACUUUGCGUGUCAGGGCACUCUCCUCGGCACGGCUAAGACAUUCAAAACCGAGUAUGAGAACCCGAUCACCCGUGCCAGAGAGAAAGACGCCACUCCGGGAGAAAAGGUUCUCGGGUCUCGGAUGUCGGAGGCUCUGAUGGCGACAAUCAAACCCUACUUCCUCCGCAGAACCAAAGCGGAGGUGCAGAAAAGAAAAAUGAACGGCACACAUCCAUGCAAGGAGGAAAACUCAGAGGAUAAGGACAGCCAAGACCAACCCCCUCCAAAGGAUACUGGAGCAGUUAUGCCCACGCUGACAAGGAAGAAUGACCUGAUCGUCUGGACUUACCUGAGCUCUGUUCAGGAGGACAUUUACAGGCAGUUCCUUUCUCUGGACCACAUCAAGGAGCUGCUCAUGACGACCAGAUCACCACUAGCUGAGUUAACCAUCCUCAAAAAACUCUGCGACCACCCGAGACUGCUCUCUGCUGCGGCCAUAUCCAAGUUAGGCUUGGAGGACAACACACCCGAGCAUCAGCAGAACGACGAAGCAGAGGCAGGCGUCAACAGCAUCGCUAACAUCCCUGACGACACCUUGAUAGCCGAGUCUGGGAAACUUGUCUUUCUGUUUACACUCCUGGAACAGCUCCGACAAGAGGGCCACCGCACCCUCGUCUUCGCUCACUACAGGAAGGUUCUAGACAUCCUUGAACGCAUCCUGGGAAACAGAGGCUUCAAGGUAAUGAGACUGGAUGGAACCAUAACGCAGAUCGCAGAAAGAGAGCGACGCAUCACUCUGUUCCAGACGGACAAACGUUACUCCGUCUUCCUCCUCACCACGCAGGUCGGAGGAGUCGGCAUCACGCUGACGGCGGCGAACAGAGUCGUGAUUUACGAUCCCAGCUGGAACCCGGCAACAGACGCCCAGGCUGUCGACCGGGCGUACCGCAUCGGCCAGACGGAGAACGUCGUCAUCUACAGGCUGAUCACCUGCGGCACAGUGGAGGAGAAGAUCUACAGGCGGCAGGUUUUCAAAGACUCCCUCAUCAGGCAGAACACCGGAGACAAAAAGAACCCUUUCCGGUACUUCACCAAGCAGGACCUGAAGGAGCUGUUCACUCUGCAGGACACGCACUCCUCCUCCACCCAGCUGCAGCUUCAGGCCCUGCACUCCAGACACAGGCGCACAGACCCGGAACUGGACAUGCACAUCGCCCACCUGCACUCCAUGGAGAUGUUCGGGAUCUCCGACCACGAUCUCAUGUUCUCCCUCGACACGCAACACGACGAAGAAACCCCAGAAGACGAAGAGGCUCACUACAUCGAAGGGAGGGUGCAGAAAGCCCAGGAGCUGAUGAAGGCGGAGUCAGAGUUGCAGAUGCAGCUGGCGGAGAACAUGGCGUCCAGCACAGAGCCUGCCUGGCUUAGACAGCCAGCGGAGAACAACAACAGAGAGCAGUCUCAUAAGAAGAACCAGAGAAACUCAAGACCAAGUCCUCCCUCUCCUCAACAUCACAACAACUAUAACGGGUCGCCUGUUGUGGUAGACUUGGACCAGUCCAGUUCAGGCAAGGAGGACACCCCAAAAAAUCUGAGUGAGCACGUCAUUGAUCUGACUGCAGAUCAGAGUAUGACUGAACAACAAGCUGCUGCAGAACUCCAAGACAGUGCUAACAAUCAGGACUUAAACUCCCCAGUCCGCCAGCCCGUCAAACAGGAGAGGAGUUACUUGGAAAUAGCAGACAGCCCUCCUGGAGAAGUGAUCGAAGAGUCUUUAGUGAUGUCUGAGGCCGGUGAUGCUGCAGAAGGUCACAUGGCAGAGGCUUCAAUUCAAGAGCCGAUGGAGGAGUCGGCUGUGUCUGAGACGGAAGUUGCUUCAAGUGGUUCCAGUCAGUCAUUCGUUACAGCCGAAGACGAUCAGACAAACGGAACCCCACACGCAAAACCCGACUCUAAGAUGGACGCGGGGCUUCCUCGUGUCACACCCCUGCAGAACAAAAGAAUCUCUAUCCUGCAAGCGUCCAACACCAGUUUCAAAACCAACACAUCAUCCAGAGCCAGCCCGGGACUCGAGUCCUUCGAAGGGAACUUCAAUUUACAGCUGGAGGACAGCGACAUGUUCUCAGACCAAGACGUCCAGGAUCAUCAGGAGGAGACCGAAGCCGAGGAGAGGGAGCUGCUGUCACAGCUGAAAAUGGAGGGCAGCUUUGACGUGAAUAAAUCCCUUUCUGAGAGACAACAUAAAGAAGCACUCAGGCAAAGCUUCAACAACGCCCCGGACUCGGAAAUGGACGAGUCAGUGCAUGAUUCCAUUGUGCCCGCCAAGAAGAAGAAAGCAGCAGUAAUUUAUGACAGUGAAGAAGAAGAUGAUGAUGAUGAGAGGAAGGAGAUGAACAGUCGACUUGAAAGUUCCUUCCAGGUUCUUGGAGCGUCCACGCCUAAAUCAGUGCCCAACGGCUCCACCUCCACCCCUUUACGCUCAAGAAAGAGCGUUGGAGGGAACACCUCAGUGGCCUCACGCCGGUCCCUCGUCCAGUCCAUCAUCGAGGACAUGGAGAACCAAAACGAAGACUCUGGGGAUGAGGAUGAUUUUUCAGAGAGCCACUCUGACGAAGCUGAAGAGGACGACAUCAUCGGCUCGACUCACGAUGAUCUUCAACUGGAGGAGACUGUCGGUGAGACGUUAAACUCAGAGGGAGAGGAGGAGGUGGAAGAGGAGGAGAUGGAAGAAGAGGAAGAGGAGGAGGAUGACUCUCGGUCAGGGGACGCUGUUGACGAAUCAGAGGAGGGAACGAGCAGCAACAUGGAGGAGUCGACAAGCGAAGCCGAGCUAGCUUCCUCGGAGAGAAUCGACGAGUGCACCGCGGAUACAGGAGUCAACAUCAUGAAGGUGGAGGACGAGAGCUACGACUCCCUGGUCAGCAGAGGGAAGGAGAACUACAGCAAAGGGAAGCUGGACGACGCCCUGGGCUUCUUCCUGAAAGCUAUCGACAUCAAACCCGGAGAUCCAGAGAUUCAGCUCAUGACCAUCCAGCUGUACCGGCAGCUGAGCCAGAGAAGUUAACAAUCCUGUUCCAGAAAGAGACUUCUACUGCAAACUGGAGGGAGCACCAGCUGGCUGCAGAUAUCAUAGAAACGAAAGGAUCAGAGUCUAACUACCUGAUCAACGAGGCCCAUGUGCUCACAAAGAUCAACAACUUGUCAGACUGUCAUCUUAAACUCUGUUUUUCUGUCUUUUUCUCUCAGCUCAUACCCCAUUGGUUACUAGUUCUUUAAAAUGCCUUUAAAAAGCAUGAGUCUGAGCCAUGCUAGCAGCUUAGUAAGACUGCACUAAGACACAAGCUUCUAGAAAAAGCUCUAACAGCUGGCAAUAAAAGUGCUAAAAACAAUGCUAGUUUGGCGUACGAGCAACCUAGCAUUCCCUAAAUAGACUAAAGCUGACGGUGUUUGUUCUUAAAGAAGAUAUGGAACAAUAUAAAAUGUACCUGACUGUAGAUCAGAGGUCUGAAGAUUACCAUCGUCCUUACGAUUCAACCUUUAGGAUCUUAAUUCGGUCUAGAAAAUAUCUUUAAUUCAUAUCGUUACAGUCCCCGUUUUUUUUUUUUUCCGCACAUCAGUCUAGAAAAAAGCAAAACAAAGUUUAUGACUCAGAAACAGGGAAUACUUCUUACUUAAAGCUCCUGUGAGUGACUUUCAGAGGUGAUUUUGGCGCCCCCUGUGGACAAAUGUGGAAUGUGUAAAAAAAAAAAGGCUUGUUUUGUCAGCGUGACGACACCUACCUGCUUGCAGUGGUUACAAUUUUACCAAAUUACAAUAUAGAAGUUAUCAAUCUUGUUGCUGAUGGUCUAGUUUGGACAUAAAGAGGACUCACUGUUAAUUUCAGUCUGUUUCAGAACCGGCUUAAAAUUCCUUACAGGAGCUUUAAAACCAAGAUGCACCACUUUUAUUGCAUUUAACAUGAAACUAUAAUUUUUAAUAGCCGAAAGCGUGUAAAUAAAUAUUCUGCUGCUUCAUAAAUUAUGCAUUUGACUUAUAUUUGCAGCUCUAAAAGACAUUUAAGCCCGGGCAAAAAUGGUGGAUUUACUCUGACGAAACAAAGAAACACGUUAAAGCUCCAGUGAGGAGUUUUUAGGUGAUAAUGAAACUUUUUGAAAUGAACACUGAUGCCUCUUCAGGACCAAACAAGACCAUCAACAAGAAGAGGGACUUUGUAUAUAACUGUUUUUUAAGGGUGGCACAACUGACCCCAAAGCCCCUCACAGGAGCUUUAAUUAUCAUCGUUCUAAUACACACACUCUGUCCUUUAACUCUCUCACUCUGCUUCAAAAGCAUCUACCUGUCAUUUAAAUGAAUGUUUAAGUACCUAGUUGAUUUAAUAGUGUGUUGAAGUCUCACCCAAACCUGAAUCUUUGCACUAAUUGCAUUUAGAAACAAAGAGACAGAAUGAAAUGCCCUGAAGAUCACAUUCUUGGUGGUUUGUCUUUUCAGUUUGUGUAACAUUGCUGCUAAAAAUCUGUAUUAUAUUUCUGUGUUGUGCAUUUAUAAAGGUCACAGGUAUGACAUACCGGUGGAGGUGUUGUGCUGUAUGUACUCAGCGUGUUCAGGGUUAGGGGGAAACCUGCUGGAUGAAUAUUGACUUCACUUCUGGGGGAUAAAAUCAGCAUGUUUGCAUUCAGUCAUUAUGUCAAACAGUAACAGAUUUUAUUUUUCCUCCUCUGUUUAUUAAAAACAAAUCCUUGGUAAUGUGUACUUGUAUAUAAUGUUUGUUACUUCAAAUGAAAUUAUACCAGUAAAAUAUUUUGCAUUUGCA
Notolabrus celidotus (New Zealand spotty) is the source of this 5800-nucleotide messenger RNA. RefSeq names its product excision repair cross-complementation group 6-like (gene ercc6l). NCBI's taxonomy places the organism in Eukaryota, Metazoa, Chordata, Actinopteri, Labriformes, Labridae. The transcript is spliced from 3 exons. Bases 161 to 4054 code for a protein of 1297 amino acids. Gene Ontology annotation, molecular function: DNA translocase activity; protein binding; ATP-dependent chromatin remodeler activity. The record is from RefSeq and is a predicted model, not a curated record.